AUGGGAAGGGAGCAAGUUUUUCUUACCAGAAUUCUCUUCCUCCUCUUGGUGGCGUUCGAAGCCACAGGGCUUCGCCUGAAGCUCAUCCCUUGGGACUCCCCUGAUUCGCCUUUGUACCGUGAAAAUCUCGCCCCGCUUCAAAAUUAUCAAACAACCAACACCUCUUUACACCAACUAAAAACCGCUGAUCAUCCAAAUUCUGCAACGAAAUUGGACGUGAUUCGAUUUCCAUUAGAGCACCAACAAAACUACCACUACUCAGUGAGUGUUAAAAUUGGCCCUUCAGGCACUGAGCAGAAACUGCUAGUUGACACUGGCGGCAGCUACAUGUGGGGUCAAUGCUCUUGGAUAUUCACACCGUUAUCAUCCAAGAUCAACACAUACAAAAAACUGCCAUGUAACCAUCGACUUUGCGAUAGGCAGCUUUGCAAAUGCGUCAAAAAACAGUGUGUUUGCACCAUUGCCUAUGGAACAAAAGGUUACAAGUAUAGAGUAGAAGGUUUUAUUGGUAAAAUCCAAAUACCUGGUUCUGAUGAAAUAUCGAAAAACGAUAUUGUUUUCGGUUGCUCAACUCAGCAACCACUCAAUCUCUCUGGAAUCCUAGGAUUGGACAGAUCACCAGUUUCUCUAGUAAGCCAGCUGAGGAAAAAAAUUGGAGGGCGGUUUUCUUACUGCCUGCACUCGGGAGAUAGUUAUCUAACAUUAGGGAAAGAUAUUUCAGAUAGCGGGAAAAAAGUAAAAAUUACCCCUUUUAUAUACACUGAUUAUUCGACCUAUUUCUUGGAUUUAUUAGACAUAAGUGUCAACGGGCGGAAACUGGGACUGUCUCCAACUCUGUUUUCACUAAAAAACGGGGGUGUUUAUAUGGGCACGGGGGUCCGUUAUACCAUCCUUCCUAAACGAGCAUAUGAUAAGGUGAACCGAGCGUAUCAAGAUUACUUCAAAGGCAAACUGAAAAAGAUUGGCGGGGAAUACUGGGAUUUGAAAUCUUGCUAUACGCUGAAACCUGGUUACGACGACUUUCCUACCAUGACUUUUCAUUUUGAAGGGGCGGACUUUGAAGCAGAGUAUACGCAUGCAGUAGACAGGAAUAUAGGUGUUGCAUGCACAGCAGUGGCAUUGGGGAAAACGACCGUAAUUGGGGCACUACAGCAAUGGAACACCAAGUUUAUCUUUGAUAUCAAUCAGAAUGUGCUCAAGUUUUACAAGGAUAAUUGCGCUGGUUAA
Molecule: messenger RNA, 1227 nt
Organism: Erythranthe guttata (spotted monkey flower)
Lineage: Eukaryota; Viridiplantae; Streptophyta; Magnoliopsida; Lamiales; Phrymaceae
Product: aspartic proteinase CDR1
Cellular component (GO): extracellular region
Source: RefSeq, a predicted model, not a curated record